Messenger RNA from Patiria miniata (bat star), 2448 nucleotides. It is a transcript of the gene asb7, whose product is annotated as ankyrin repeat and SOCS box protein 7-like. The record is from RefSeq and is a predicted model, not a curated record. Lineage: Eukaryota; Metazoa; Echinodermata; Asteroidea; Valvatida; Asterinidae. The coding region runs from base 247 to 1242 and encodes 331 amino acids. The transcript has 4 exons. Gene Ontology annotation, biological process: intracellular signal transduction. Gene Ontology annotation, molecular function: protein binding.
GAACUUGUGCGCGCAAAGCCAGCUCAAGCCACUUGUCACUUGAGGGCGCUAUAACAGAAUGAGUCGUAUCGAUAUACGUCAAAAUGGCGACUUACAUUCACGGUUAUCUUGAACUUUAGAGUGUUGUGACGCCAUACUUUGUACGCAGAAAGUAGGCCUAUGUUGAAAAGCAUGAUAGCUUCCUAAAGGCAAACAAGUCCAAGAGUGUUGCACGAGAAAAAGAACUGUGGAUAGAUCUUGAGGACAAUGGAGAAUCGUAUGGUUACUCGCAAGCAGUCCAGGCACCAGAUCACCAUGAGUGUCCUGGAUAAGGACGUGCGUAAAGCAGUGGCCCUAGGGGACGUGGCCAAGGUCCGGCAGGCCCUAGAGGCCGGGAUAUCCCCCAACGACGUGGAUAAUAAUGGCUGGACGUUGCUUCAUCUUGCUGCCUCCCGGGGGCGGGACCGGGUACUGAGGUUACUGCUUGAAGAAGGAGGAAAACCAGAAAUCAGAGAUAUCAUAGGCGGCUUCACUUGUCUGCACUACGCGGCCAUGCACGGCAGGACGCGUCUAGCCAGGCUGCUCCUGGAAUAUGACAAAUCCAAGCGUUGCGAGCUGGUGGACAUCCCGAGCCGGGACGGUUGGACGCCGCUCCACGUGGCCGCCCACUACGGCCGGGACUCCUUCGUCCGGCUCUUGGUGAUGUACAGCGCGACCGUGGACCCGCUGAGUGUCAAGGGCACCACCCCGCUGCAGCUUGCCAUCAUCCGGGAGAAGCAGAGCUGCGUCAAGGUCCUACUGGACAACCAGGCCAACAUUGACAUCCAGCGGGGGUUCCCGCUGCGAUACACCAUCAUCAAGGGUAACCACGACGCAGCAAGGCUGCUUCUAAACCGAGGAGCCAACCCCAACCUAAGUCGGGAGGAUGAUGGGCAGACUCCACUCCACUUAGCAGCCAUCAAGAAUGAUAACCUGAACUGCCGACUGUUGUACAGCUUUGGAGCCAGCUGCCAUGCAUGUGGAGAUGACGGGAAGACGCCACUGGACACUUACAAAGAUGUCUACACUAACAAGGAAUCUGCUCCGUGUUUCAAGUUCCUCCAAGGAGCUACGUCCAACCCAAGAAAGCUUCAAGACACCUGUCGGCUCACCAUACGCCAUGCCAUUGGCAAGACUAGACUUCACCUCAUCGACAACUUACCCUUGUCGAUCCUAAUGACGAACUAUCUUAGGUAUAAAUAUGAUGACUUCUGUGGUUUGUGACCGUUCGGUUAUCUUCCUCAACCCAAUUCCUCUGGGUUGUUUUGAUGUGGAACUCUGCUGAAGGCAACAUCAUAGCAUCUGUCAAAUUGGGAAACCUGCCCGGUGUAACAAGAUCCAUAGGGCUGUGCUAGUCCGAAAAUUUGGGACUUAAUGCUGUGUAUAAGAGUCCCAAAACCUAAUGUAUUAAAACAUGCAAUACAAAAAAAUAGACUGGCACAUGAAACAACAGUCCAACACCCCUUUAGUACUGCAUCAGUCAACUGUGUCAAAAGAAACAUGGUACGCGGUCUCUAUUUCCGCACAUCACUCCAUGGUCUGCCACCAGACCACUGAAGGGUCAAUCUUUUCAAACAGUUGGACAUGUACCAGUCUAGUCUAAAGCUUCAAAUUUUUAUCACGUGGCUUCACUCUCGGGUGCAAAAUGUUGAAGAAAAAUCUCCUUUAAAAAAAUUGAAUUGAGACUUCAAACUUGGCUGUUGAAAUACUGAGGACCUUGUCUUUACCUCAUGAACAUUUUGGAGAAUUUUGUCGUCUUAAGAGUGAGCAAAGUGGGCCUGAAUUAGUUUUGCAUGUUUUUCUGGACUGAAGGUCCCAGUCUGUGGAUGUGCUGAAUAAUCAAAUAUUCAUAUAUUCGAUCAACCACUGCAUAUCCAAAUACACGUUGUAUUUUCCGAUUAAACAAUUGUGAGCGCUCUCAAGAAGAUGAUGAGAAAUGCCCAUGAUGUCAUGUGAAUCGUAUAAAUUUGCAUCUCUCAAAUCUUUCAGAUAGUCAGCUACAUCAAAAUGUGUAAUAUUUAUAAAUGCUCAUUGUUCAAGCAAAUCCUGAUCAGUGCAUUAGUUAAUGUCCAAUCGAUAUUUCUUAAUAAUUUUAUAUUGUAUUUUAAUUUCCAACCAGGGCGUGCGCAUGCAUGUAUUUCCUGACUGGCAUGUGGAAUUUCCAACUAUAAAAACAUUCAUAUUUGGCUCUGGGAUGACACAAAUUAAAGCACCGAGUAAAACAUUUAAUGCUAAAUAUUUCUGCAAAACAUUGGACUAGCUGUGUUAGUAUUAAACUUGUGCAAAGUGCUGUCUUUACAUAGAGGGCAGUGUUUUGGUUUCAUUAAAGUGAAGAUACAACAUUUGCAAACAUCAAAAAACGAAAUGAUCAAAUUAUCACUAAAUACCUUACUGGAUUGUUAGGGAGUGACAGUCUAAAGCACCCUGUAA